Molecule: messenger RNA, 561 nt
Organism: Vitis riparia (riverbank grape)
Lineage: Eukaryota; Viridiplantae; Streptophyta; Magnoliopsida; Vitales; Vitaceae
Product: transcription factor bHLH168-like
Exons: 3
Coding region: 1-543 (180 amino acids)
Biological process (GO): regulation of transcription by RNA polymerase II
Cellular component (GO): RNA polymerase II transcription regulator complex
Molecular function (GO): protein dimerization activity; RNA polymerase II transcription regulatory region sequence-specific DNA binding; DNA-binding transcription factor activity, RNA polymerase II-specific
Source: RefSeq, a predicted model, not a curated record
AUGCGCCUCUCGAUUAUCGCUGCAAACAGAACUCCAGUUAGGAACUUAGGAGCAAAACUAGUCAAGGAAGAAAGUAUGCCCCGCCAACGCAGUAACUUAUCUAAACUUGAUCGAAGUGCAGUAGAACGAAACAGAAGAAUGCAUAUGAAAGAUCUUUUUUCCAGGCUUGCUUUUCUUGUUCCUACUCGACCAUCCAAGAAAAGGAUAGAGACGCUGAAGCAAACGAAGCAACUACUUCAAGGCAGCACUGAUGAGACUGGAGGUGUAAGAUAUCAGAUGAGUGGCGCCUCCAGGUCACCAGUGAUCACUGUAAGAGAUAUGGGUUCUAGUUUAGAGCUACUUCUGAUUAGCGGGUCAAAUAAGAAGUUCAGGUUGCAUGAAGUUAUCAGUGUUCUGGAGGAAGAAGCAGCUCAAGUUGUAACUGUUAACCAAUGCAUAGUGGGGGAUAGGAUCUGCUAUAGUAUACAUUCCGAGGCUGUUAGCUCUAGAAUUGGAGUAGACGCUUCAAGGGUGCAUGAGAGAUUGAAGGAACUGAUUUUUUGAAGUAUUCGGAUCAGCGCC